GAUGAUAUCCCCUUCACUGCUAGGCUAGGAUAGCCCUGUGAUUUCAAGUCUAACAAGGGUCGACUGGCUUUACGAACAAUGUAUAGAAAACUAUGGUCUAGGACUGGCUUUAUAUUAAAAUGCGUACAGCCGGUUUCCUUUCGGCAUGAACUUGACAAGCAAUGACCUCCAUAAGUAAUGUGAUACCGCUUGGCCGUCUGUGCGGAGUAGCGCUGCAGUAGAAAAUAGAAAAAAAAGUGGGAGUUUGGUGCAGACACCAAACUUGAAAGCGACUUUUAUAUUGAAGCGGAGCCGGACUGUUUGUGCUUUCCCGCUCUAACUUGCAUUCUUGCCAUAAACUAAGAAUAAUAGCCUAAUAAAGACCAGUUCGAUGGUCAUUGCAUAAAUGUUGGCGAAGUACGCUAGAGUAUUUCUUUCUUAGGGAAAGCAGUUGGAGGCUUUGCAGUGAUGGAGUGUCAGACAUUCAGAAGUCAUCGACAAGGCGACUCCAGUGUUAUAUUCUUCACAUUGUGUGUGAUCAGUGUUUUUUUAGCAGGGAUGCAAGAAAUCGCGGCAUUCCCCACCUGGAGGAUUGAGGAAGAAGCUCAUCCCUCUGGGGUCUUGAUGUUUGGCAUUCGUAAAAAUGCCCGUUCUCAAGUUCUGCACCUCUCCAGGAACAAGCGCUACGCCCUCACUCCAGAGAAGCUGAAGUGGGACAAAUUCAAGCUCACGUACAAGUUGCUGUCCUUCCCCCAAAACCUGAUGAACGAGAGUGACACGAGGAAGGGGUUCGCCAAGGCCUUCCGCAUGUGGAGCAACGUCUCUCCCUUCAGCUUCCGGGAGGUCCCGGCGUACGAGGAGGCCGACAUCAAGAUCGGCUUUUACCCUAUCAACCAUACUGACUGCAUGCAGUCUUAUCUGCACCACUGUUUCGAUGGCAUCACCGGGGAGCUGGCCCACGCAUUCUUUCCCCAAAAUGGAGAAAUACACUUUGAUGACCACGAGUACUGGAUUCUGGGAAACAUGCGUUUCAGCUGGAAGAAAGGGGUGUGGCUGACGGACCUGGUCCACGUGGCGGUUCAUGAGAUCGGCCACGCCCUGGGCCUCAUGCACUCGCUCAACCCCAUGGCCGUCAUGCACCUCAACGCCACCCUGACGGGACGCAAGCACAUCACGCAGGACGACGUGUGGGGCAUAUUCCGACUCUACGGAUGUUUGGACAGGCUGUUCAUCUGUUCUGCCUGGGCCCGUAAGGGGUACUGCGACAGCAAGCGAAAGCUCAUGCAGAAGCACUGUCCGUCCAGCUGCGAUUUCUGUCAUGACUUCCCUUUCCCGACUGCCGCCCCGACCACCAUCCCCCCCAGGACCAAACACAAGCUGGUGGUGGAGGGCAAGAAGCUGACCUUCCGGUGCGGAAAGAAGGUCGCCGCGAAGAAAGGAAAAGUGUACUGGUAUAAGGACGGAGAGCUCCUGGAGUACUCGCACCCCGGGUACAUCUCCCUGAAAGACGACCAGCUGAGCAUCGUGGCCAACGCCAUCAACGAGGGCACGUACACCUGCAUCGUCAGGAAGAAGCACAAAGUGCUGACCAACUACUCCUGGCGGGUACGCGUGCGCUUCUGAGGGGGUGGGGAGGGGGGGGGGGGCGCGCUACCACGGCAACGGACAAAGCGAGAGACGGGGGCGCGCUACCACGGCAACGGACAAAGCAAGAGGACAGACCCUUACCACUCACCUCCACUAUAAUCAGGCUAAGACCUCACACUAAGCUGGGCACAUAUUUCAGAAAUGAUAAAUGAAAAUUGUCAUUGUUUUAUUCAGGUUUUUUUUUCUUUUCUUCCAGUUUUUGUACAUGCUGAUGCCAAUUAAAACAAUUUUAUUCUGUCACUUGAUACGUGUUUUCAUUAAAUAUUCUAUCUUUUGGAGACAAAUACGAAUUUGUUAUAUUCAUGAGGUUUUAAAACUUUUCCAAAACCAGAUAACUCGGCUCAUGUCAAAUUUCAAAAAUAGUUAAAAUGGAGGAUAUUACAUUGCUAUAUAGUUGAGUAUCAAGCAGGAAAAGAAAAAAUGAACAUUUGCAUUUUAGACGCCAACAACAUCAAAGGGGAACAGCUAUUGAACAGCUAGUGCUCCUCUCAUAAAAUGUUUUGAAAAAUUCAGACAGCUGUAUGCAUCGUACAUGGCCCAUCAAGCACGUGGCCACAACCACAUAUGGCAUCCAAGUCAAAUAUUAGCUUUGCAAAAAAUACUGUAAAUAUUUGAGGAGAGAUGACAGACAGCUGAAGCAUGUCUGGAGCAUAAGGACACCCUUGCUGUCAGCAAAAAGAAUGAACUAUCUCCAUUUGUUUGUAAAUCAAAAAGCCUUGUGGCUCUCCCCGUGUCAGACACUGUUUGGUCUAGAGACGUCUGCAAAAGAAAACAAAAAGAAAAGAAAAAAAAAAAAAAA
Messenger RNA from Anguilla anguilla (European eel), 2425 nucleotides. It is a transcript of the gene mmp23ba, whose product is annotated as matrix metallopeptidase 23ba. The transcript has 8 exons. The record is from RefSeq and is a predicted model, not a curated record. Bases 448 to 1602 code for a protein of 384 amino acids. Lineage: Eukaryota; Metazoa; Chordata; Actinopteri; Anguilliformes; Anguillidae. Gene Ontology annotation, cellular component: extracellular matrix. Gene Ontology annotation, molecular function: zinc ion binding; metalloendopeptidase activity. Gene Ontology annotation, biological process: proteolysis; collagen catabolic process; extracellular matrix organization.